UGAAGGGUAGCGUCAUUUCUAGCACCACGGACAGCUACUAAAUCUGAAUCCCUCAAAUACUUUGCGUUCACUUUUCUGCUUCGAGAAAGUGAAUUGCAUUAUAGACUUAAGUAUUUAUUUUGUUGUUAGUCUAUAUCUGAGUUAAGUGAUUUUAAUUUGAAAUGAUGAAUGAAUAUAGUUUUUCAGCAGUUCUUUGCGUAAGUUGGUCAUAUUUCAGGCUUGACUUUAUAACUGCUGGAAGUUGUGAGGAAUAAAGCCCUGUGAACAUUUCUAGACUUUAAGCUGCAGAAGUUUAAUGUCUCUGCUGUGGUUUGUGUGUAAUACUUCAGACAUUCCAUGAUCUUUAAAUACUUUUGAUUAGACAGAGAGGGUGCGAAAGAGAGAGAAUGAGGUCUAUUGGUUUUUGUUUUGUAUUUUAGCUAAAUAAAAAAAAUUAGAGAAGUAAAACUGUAGGCUCCCUCUUCAUGCAAUGGGUGUUUCUGAAGACGCUAAUUGAAAACAUGUAAGACUCAUAUCAGAAAAGGGAUACUGACCGAAAAUGUUAAUCUUACUAUGAAAUGCUCCACUAUGGAAUCUGAUUUGUUUCCUAUAAGACAGAGGCUUUCAUUUUACGCUACUAACGGAUUGAUUUGAGUAAAAACAUGCUUUUGAUUAUAUUUUGAUGACCGGUUAUAAUAUCAGAGAGUGAACGUAUCUCAUUCCUUUCUCAAUGCAAACCUCCAUUUGUAUCACAUAGUUUGUACUCUAAGGGACGCUGUUGAUCAACAUAACACACGGCGUUGCAUUUCCAGACAUCUCCUCCCUUCAUUGUGGAGAGAGGAGACGCUUUACUUCAUCAGAGCUGUUGUGAGGGAAAAAAGACAUUGCUACAUACGAAGGAAAAUUAGGAAGGAUUAUGUUUGCUUAAAGUAGUAUAAUUUUUUUUCUGGGAAGAGUAGUAUUUGGAUUAAUAGAAAACAUAUAAUUCUUGUCUAUGUUUUUUUUUUUCUUCUAACCAUGGUUCGUAUAAUACCGCUCAGAACCGGAUGGAUAAAAUGGCGUUAUUGCGUCGGACAGAAUUUUUUCAAUUUGAUUUUUCUUUGUUAUAUUUGUCAUUUUGUGACUGGACACAUCAGAUAUUCGAUCCCAGAAGAGAUGAAAAAAGGCUCACCGAUCGGUAAUAUUGCACAGGAUCUUAGUUUGGAUCUGAAAAGGCUCCGUUCUGGUCGGGCCCGCAUUGUCAGCGGAGAGAGCAUCCAGUACGCGGAGCUGAAGUCAGACAAAGGGAUUUUAGCAGUAAAGGAGAGAAUCGACCGGGAGCAGCUUUGUGGUGACACAACGCCGUGUAGUUUCACUUUUGAGAUGAUUUUAGAGAAUCCUAUGGAGCUGCAUCAGAUUACGGUAGAGAUUACAGAUAUAAACGAUAACUCUCCGACGUUCAAAAGAGAUAGCAUGCAUUUUGAAAUAAGUGAAACUGCUGCCACCGGUGCUCGUUUCUCUUUGAUAAGCGCAGAAGACCUGGAUGUUGGUAUGAACGGACUAAGAGAUUAUUUCUUGAGCGAGAACGAUAAUUUCAUUCUUAAGCAACAUUCAAACGCAGAGGGAAAAAGAUACGCAGAGAUGGUUCUCCAGAAAGCAUUAGACAGAGAAGCAAACCCAAAUCUGUCGCUGAAACUGAUCGCUGUGGACGGAGGAACACCUCAGAGAUCUGGCACCGUAAAUAUUAAUGUCGCUGUUCUUGAUGUUAACGAUAAUGCGCCUGUUUUCAAUCAGUCUGUGUAUAAAGCUGUGGUGACGGAAAUGUCUCCUAAAGACACUUACGUCACCACUGUUAAUGCCAGCGACGCAGAUUUUGGUUCAAACGCAAUUGUGACAUAUUAUUUUUCAGACCUCGACAGCGCUCUAGGUGAUUUAUUUUCGGUUGAUGAAAAAACAGGAGUAAUUUCCGUAAAAGGUGAUAUAGAUUAUGAAAAGGACAAAAAGUAUGAACUUAGAAUUGAUGCUAAGGAUCAAGGAGGGUUGACAGACUCCAGUAAGGUGAUCAUUGAAAUAGCAGAUAUAAAUGACAACGCCCCUGUCUUGAGCGUGACGUCAUUCACGAGUCACAUAUCAGAGGAUUCUCCUCCUGGAACAACAAUUGGCAUAAUAAAUGUGAAAGACCUGGAUUCAGGUGAUAACGGACAGGUGAGCUGUAGAAUUGAAGGGACAGCUCCUUUUAAGAUCAAGUCUAAUCUAAGAAACUAUUACACCUUGACAACAGAUUCAGUCUUAGACCGUGAGACCGUAUCAGAAUAUAAUAUCACUGUUGUUGCAACGGACAACGGAACACCUCCACUUUCUGCUAAAAGAAUAUUUAAUAUUAAAGUGUCUGAUGUGAAUGACAACGCUCCAUUGUUUUCAAAGAGUGUUUACAGCGCAUUUAUUACAGAGAAUAACUCCCCAGGUGUUUCUGUCCUCACUCUGAAAGCCAAUGAUCCCGAUGAGAGUCAGAAUGCUCGCAUUUCCUAUAUUUUAGAAGGCAAAAAUAUUGCCGGAUCGUCAGUUUCUGAAUAUGUUUCUGUGAAUGCAGAAACUGGAGUCGUACUGGCGGCACGUUCAUUUGACUAUGAACAACUUAAAGAGCUAGUUUUUGUCGUUAAAGCACAAGAUGGAGGCUCUCCUCCUCUCAGCAGUAACGUGACUGUGAAACUGAUCAUCCAGGACCAGAACGAUAAUCCUCCUCAGGUUCUGUACCCAGUCCAGACUGGUGGCUCCAUGGUGGCUGAAAUGGUGCCUCGUUCAGCAGAUGUGGGCUACCUGGUGACUAAAGUGGUGGCUGUGGAUGUGGACUCUGGACAGAAUGCCUGGCUCUCCUAUAAACUACAGAAAGCCACAGACAGAGCGCUGUUUGAAGUGGGCUUACAGAAUGGAGAAAUAAGAACUAUCCGUCAGGUGACUGAUAAAGAUGCUGUGAAACAAAGACUGACUGUCAUAGUGGAGGACAACGGGCAGCCCUCUCGUUCAGCUACAGUCAUUGUUAACGUGGCCGUGGCGGACAGCUUCCCUGAAGUGUUGUCGGAGUUCAGUGACUUUCCACACGAUAAGGAAUACAAUGACAACUUGACUUUUUACUUAGUGUUGGCUCUGGCUGUGGUUUCCUUCCUCUUCAUCACGUGUUUAGUGGUUAUUAUAUCAGUGAAGAUCUACAGAUGGAGACAGUCUCGCAUCCUGUAUCACUCCAGCCUCCCUGUGAUUCCAUAUUAUCCUCCUCGUUACUCAGACACUAUGGGAACAGGAACUCUGCCACACGUGUACAAUUACGAGGUGUGCAGGACGACUGACUCCAGAAAAAGUGACAUUAAGUUCGACCAAGCAAACAGUCAGAACGUGUUGAUAAUGGAUCCCUUUUCUUCUGGGACGAUGCAGCGGAUACAGAGUGAGAAGAACAUAUUGGAUGAACCCUGACUCCCCUUUGGAG
Molecule: messenger RNA, 3436 nt
Organism: Xiphophorus hellerii (green swordtail)
Lineage: Eukaryota; Metazoa; Chordata; Actinopteri; Cyprinodontiformes; Poeciliidae
Product: protocadherin gamma-A1-like
Biological process (GO): homophilic cell-cell adhesion
Cellular component (GO): plasma membrane
Molecular function (GO): calcium ion binding
Source: RefSeq, a predicted model, not a curated record